Messenger RNA from Manis javanica (Malayan pangolin), 4046 nucleotides. Lineage: Eukaryota; Metazoa; Chordata; Mammalia; Pholidota; Manidae. The record is from RefSeq and is a predicted model, not a curated record.
CACAGCCAUUGUGUUUGCUUCUGCCGGCAGCGGCGGUGUCAGGUUGUGGAAGGGUGGCAGGCCCCUGGCGCUGGUGAGCGGACUCGCGGCGGGGAUGGAGGCGUUGCCGGGCCCAGGAUCGCUAGGCUGGAUCUGUGGCCGUCCGCGGCGUUGAUGACGCCGGCUGGGCCCACGCUUCGUCCCCGCGGCCGGCGGUGCCUUCCCUGUAAUGUCCCGAAGCUGCCAGGUACAGAGCCGCCUUUGUACCUUUUCGCCGAUUAGUCGAGCCUCGCACGGAGCCGCGCACCUGCGGGUACAGCGAUGAACAGGGCAGAUGUGGCCAGGUGACCCUUCCAUCACUCCACACCCCCAACUCUGAAAAAGGUCUCCUGAGAUCUGAAUUACAGAUCAUCAUUUUAAUCAGACAGAUUUGCAGCUGCAACAGGCUGCUUUUGGGGAUCACGAUGGCCACCCAUGGCAGGGGAACUUUAGGAAUCAUCCCUAGGGGUGCUGUCCUCCAGAAGCAGGAGGGCCUUCCAACCGUGAAGCAGGAGCCAGAGAGCCAGAUCUGGGGGCAGGGCUGCAGCCUCCAAAAGAACCAUCCUCCUGUCUGUGAAAUUUUCCGGCUGCACUUCAGGCAGUUAUGUUACCAUGAGAUGUCUGGGCCGCAGGAGGCACUGAGCCGUCUCCGGGAGCUCUGCCGCUGGUGGCUGAUGCCAGAGGUGCACACCAAGGAGCAGAUCCUGGAGCUGCUAGUUCUGGAACAGUUCCUGAGCAUUCUGCCCAGGGAGAUUCGGACCUGGGUGCAGCUGCAUCACCCUGAGAGCGGUGAGGAGGCUGUGGCUGUGGUGGAGGAUUUCCAGAGACACUUUGGUGGACCAGCAGAGGUUUCAGUUCCAUCCCAGGAACCGGAAAUGCAUUUGGAGGAGACAACAGCCCUGGGUGCAAUAGAGGAAUCUCCUCCUACUUCACCCCUCAGUGAGGAUUCAGCUCUUGGAAUCCACCUGGACCCUCCUCACCAUGCAGGGCUACACCACUUCCCCCAUGGGCACCCUGCUCAGCGUACUUCCCCAGUUCCUGCCCCUCCUCAGCCUGGGAACUUAGGAGACCAAGCAGCAGCAACUGUGCUUCCCAUGGUCAGGCCCCAGGGGUCUGCAGCACAUGAGUUCCUGCCUGUGGACUAUACUCAGAAGAGGUGGAAACGUCUGGCGUACAGUCAGAGAGCCCAGUGCCAGAACAUCAUGCUGCAAAAUUACCACAGCAUGGCCUCAUCGGCAAAUGAAUCUAGAAUGGAGAGUUCAGAGUUGUCUCCGAAGGAAGAAAUUUCUGAAGGAUCAGAGUCAUUUGACAGGAUAUCAGGAUGCCUCCAUGGGGUGGUUCCUGGGGGACUAGAAGCUAAAAAUGUCUGUGAAGAUGCUUUAGAGAAGCUAGAAGCACAGUCAGAUGAGCAAGGGAGCAGACUAAAAUGUGGUUUUUUGGAAAUACAUGAGGAUAAAAAUAAAUUCAGUAAAGAUGGAUGUGAUGAAUAUAAGGAACUUGAGCUUUCAAAUCUAUCCUCCAUUCCCACUGAACAUCAAGGAGUUCUAAAGGGACAGAAAUUCUAUAGGUGUGGUGAAUGUGGCAAAGGUUUCAAUCGGAGUUCACACCUUAUUGGCCAUCAGAGAAUCCACACUGGAGAGAAACCAUAUGAGUGUAAUGAGUGUGGUAAGACCUUCAGGCAGACCUCUCAGCUCAUAGUUCAUCUCAGAAUUCACACAGGGGAAAAGCCCUAUGAAUGCAGUGUGUGUGGGAAGACCUAUCGGCACAGCUCCCAUGUCAUUCAGCACCAGAGGCUCCACAAUGGGGAGAAACCGUAUAAAUGUAAUGAAUGUGCAAAAGCCUUCACUCAGAGUUCACAACUCAUUGACCACCAGAGAACCCAUACUGGGGAAAGACCUUAUGAGUGUGACAAGUGUGGGGAGGCCUUCAUUCGGAGUAAAAGUCUUGUCCGACAUAAGGUACUUCACAGUGGUGAGAAACCCUACAACUGUAAUGCAUGUGGGAAAGCUUUCUGUUCUAAUCGAAAUCUUAUUGACCAUCAGAGAAUCCACACUGGGGAGAAGCCUUAUGAGUGUAACAAAUGUGGCAAGGCCUUCAGUCGGAGUAAAUGUCUCAUUCGACAUCAAAGCCUCCACACUGGGGACAAACCAUACAAAUGUAGUGAGUGUGGGAAAGCUUUCAACCAGAACUCUCAGCUUAUAGACCACGAGCGAAUUCAUACCGGAGAAAAACCUUUUGAAUGUAACGAGUGUGGUAAGGCAUUCAGUUUGAGUAAAUGUCUUAUUCGACAUCAGAGACUUCACACAGGUGAAAAGCCCUAUAAAUGCAAUGAGUGUGGAAAAUCCUUCAAUCAAAACUCACACCUCAUUAUACACCAGAGAAUUCACACUGGUGAGAAACCUUAUGAAUGUAAUAAGUGUGGGAAGGUCUUUAGUUAUAGUUCCAGUCUUAUGGUGCAUCAGAGAACCCAUACUGGGGAGAAACCCUACAAAUGCAAUGAUUGUGGGAAAGCCUUUAGUGACAGCUCACAACUUAUUGUGCACCAGAGAGUUCACACUGGAGAGAAACCCUAUGAAUGUAUUGAGUGUGGGAAAGCCUUCAGCCAGCGUUCCACUUUCAAUCACCACCAGCGAACUCACACUGGUGAUAAGCACUCAGGUGUGGCUCCAUCAGUUUCUUAAGGCCUGAUUCUCCAAGAUAGAGGAUGGAAUUUGAGUUAAGUUUUCAUUAUAAGAAGGAUAGUCAUCUUAAUCUCCUGGAACCACUAAUCAAAGUAGGCCAUGUCCUUUAUUGCUGGCUCAAAGGUGGGGGAGAGGGAGUCAAUACAGUCCUUCCCCACCUUUAGGGAUAUAAGGACUACACAUUCAUGUAUUUGAUGGAUGUCCUUUUUUCUUUCAUUUGUUUAAAAACCGGUUUCAUUUUUAUUCAAACCAUAAUCAGACUCUUUUCAAGAACAGAUUGUGUUUUCCUUUUCAUUUCCCACCAAUCCAUUUUAGCAUUUACAGAAAGUUAUUUUCCAAGACUAAUUUUUUCCUUUCUCUUGGAUAUGGCCCUUCUUGUAUACUUCUUAAUUUGAUUCUAAUCCAGAUCCUCUGCACCUAGGUGACCUUUUCUUCCCACUUGCUAAAUCUAUGUACCUUAGAGCCUUCUAGAUCCUCCUCAUCCCUGAAAGAUUUUCUUCUUCAAAUGCCUCUUCAUUCCUCUUCAGCUUCUAUUCAUUUGACCUUAGUUGUUAUUACAAUAUGCAAUUGUUGAAUUGCCUUGUAAGUUUUUCUCAAUGCAUAUGUGUAAACUAUUGUAGGCUUUUUGAGAGUAGGUGUGAUAGCUAUUUUUUUAGCACAUGGAUAAUGAUUUUCAUAUACUUGUUUAAUAAAAUAUUUUAAGUCAGCUUUCCAACUGAACCAUCCUUAAAUUGGGCAUUAUAUCCCCCAUCCUGCCAACCAGACUAGAAGCUUCUAAAAAUGAAAGUGGAAUCUUACAGAAUAUCACAUAAAAAGGCCUCAUUAAUAUCUUCUGUGUGUACUUCUAGAAGUCCCACUACUGUUACUUUGUUGUACGUUUUUUAUAAAUAUCGUGUUUAGGAAGUUUCCUUGUAUUCCUGUUUAGAAGAGGCAAAGCAUUAUGGUACAGUAAAGAACCCAGAGUUUGUCCUAGCACAGUAGGUUCAAAUCCUGUCUCCACCACUCUUCUUAGGUUUGUGUUCUUGGCCAAGUCACUUAGCUUCCUCAUGUCUUAGUUCUUCCAUCUAUAAAAUUGAGCUACCUGAUAGGGUUGUGAGGAUAAAAUCAGUUCCUGAGUAUAAGGUGCUUUAAUUUAAACAGUGCUUGGCACUUAGUACACGCUAUAGCCAUUAUUGUUGUAGAGUAUUUAUUAGUAUGAUCGUUAAGUUUUGCCAAGUUUUAAAAAAAAUUAUUAGUUUAAUUUAUGGGUCAUAUCAUUUAUUCUUUUUGUACUUCAUUUUUUUUUUUCAGAAGGUUCCUAAUAAUUGAAAUUCCUUUGCAUUCCUGGAAUAAAAUCCAUUUGUUCGU